GAGAGAAACUCCAGCAAGUUGCACAUUCUAGGAGAGAAAGUGAGAGUGUUGGUGUGGACGCCUGAUAGAGGAGGGUGAGGAGAACAGACAUGUACCCAGAGGAUGACCUGGAUGGAUGUCCGUGACACACACGGAGAGUCUUCGGCCACUGGACGCAUGGAUUGGACACUUUGGUGUUAAAUUUGACCACGAUACGAGUGAAUAAGGUAACUGUUAAUUUAUCAACCGCGUUUUAUGUUAUUUUCGGAUGAGAUUAUAAUCUGCAAAUGACUGGAUCACAUAGAUUGAUCCAGGGGCUGUUGCGCAUUUACCGCAGCCUGAUGACUGUGCGUGCGUCUCAGCGGACGUCUGGAUGGAUGUCACUGUCAUUGUUCACUGGAUCGAGUGAUGUUGGUUUUGUUUCUGAUGUUUGUCUUAUUUGGUCACAGUUUAUUUUCACACUUCUUUUCGGAAAUGUUGUCGGGGGAAAAUGUAACUUUUUCACAUUCUGUAGCGAGACAAAUUAUAGAGGUGGGGAAAAAACAAACAAAUAUGUAAAUGAAUUUAAAACAUGAUUAAUGUCACUACAAUGUCAGAAAUAAUCAUGUUUAGGCUAAAAAUGCACAGCUUUAGAUGUGUUUAAACAUGUUGUUUGACUCAUAAAAUACGAUUUAAAUGUCUCACUUGUAUAAUAUUCGAAAUAGGAAUUCAAGUGAAAUAUAUAUGUGUUUUUAUUCAGAUUAUUUUUUUCGGCUCUUUACGCAUGACGCACGGAGGACACCGAAAGUAACGCCAAGUGUCCACCACCAGGUGAAUACAGAGGACACUAUGGACACCGAGAGUUUCAUCCAGCAGAUUGACCAGGACACGAAGUCCACUUCACUGCCCAUAUCAGUGACCACUGUCUGGUUGGACGGGAAUGACACCACCGGGAACCAGUUCCAGCAGCCAAGCUGGCAGGUGGCGUUGUGGGCCAUAGCCUACUCCCUUAUCAUCCUGGUGUCCAUCACUGGGAACGUCACAGUAAUCUGGAUUAUUCUGGCUCACAGACGGAUGAGAACUGUCACCAACUACUUCAUCGUCAACCUGGCCUUCUCUGACGUUUCCAUGGCAACCUUCAACACCCUCUUCAACUUCGUCUACGCCCUCCACAAUGACUGGUACUUUGGACUGGGAUACUGCAGGUUCCAGAACUUCUUUCCCAUCACAGCAAUGUUUUCAUCCAUCUACUCCAUGGCUGCCAUCGCAGUGGACAGGUAUAUGGCCAUCAUUCAUCCCCUAAAGCCCCGCCUCUCCUCCACCUCUACAAAAGUUGUGAUCGCCCUGAUCUGGAUCGUGGCCAUUUUACUGGCUUUCCCUCAGUGCUACUACAGUGAGACGGCAUAUUAUUACCCGAGAACUGUGUGCAUGGUCAACUGGCCUGAUGAUUUUGGAGGAAAACACCAACUGAGCUACCAGUUUGCAUUGAUUUUGCUGAUCUACUUGCUUCCCCUGCUGGUCAUGCUGGUGACCUACAGCAUAGUCGGCCAGUCACUGUGGGGAGGACACAUCCCUGGAGAGGCAUCCGACCAUUAUCACAGUCAGAUAACGGCCAAACGAAAGGUGGUGAAGAUGAUGGUUGUGGUGGUGGUGACCUUCGCCCUCUGCUGGCUGCCGUACCACAUAUACUUCAUACUGGGCUCAUUUAACAGAGACAUUUAUAAACAGCAUUACAUCCAACAGGUGUACCUGUCCAUAUUCUGGCUGGCCAUGAGCUCAACCAUGUACAACCCCAUCAUCUACUGUUGUCUGAAUCAAAGGUUUCGUGCCGGUUUCCGUCAAGCUUUCUCCUGCUGUCCCUUUGUCAAAGUGUCAGAAGAGGACAAAAUGGAACUGCAGCACACACACACCUUCAGAGUCACCAUGACACGCAGCCACCGCAGCGACACCCCGGGCAUUCACACCUCUAUCAAAACAAAGAACACCUUUGACACCAACGUCGCUGUCAAGAAAGAAUCAACAUCCGCACAACAGGAGUUAAAAUCACCUGUCACUAAACUGAUGGAGUUGAACGUCUAAAAAAAAAACAAAAACAAACAAACAACAAUGUCCUGGUGUGGACACCUACACUGAGAGGGAAACACGUUUUUUUUUUAUAGAAGAAUGCUGAGAUUGUCGAACAAUUUAAAACAGCUCUGCUGUAAGGUCACAGGGUACUGUCAAAAGAAAAGUCCACCACAUUCAGUCAAACACCACAGUUUCCUACCUUUCUAUUGCACGUGAAUGCAGCAUGAAUGUUAGCAUUCAUUUGCAGUAAGGACCCUCCAGGGUCAUACCUUUGUUUCUAACAUACAGUCCACAGUUUAGUACAAAUCUCUCCAGUGACCCGUGACAUUAAGAUGCUCACGUGUUACACUGCACAUGUAAUGAUAUUUUGAGCAUGUCCACAGACACAACACUGAGUCCCAAUGGUUACAAAAUGUUUUACUUAAGCUGUGCUACGGAUUAAAAAUAACCAGGAUGUGUAUUAAAAAACGAGUCACGGUUGGAGGAAAUGUUUUACCUGUUUACUCACUCUUGGUACUCAUUGGCUCUCCAACUUAUAGUAUUUAAGUCAGUACAUGAACACACGCAGCCUUUCUGUCAUUUACGAUAAUUAAAUGGACAACGUGUUUAGAGUUUGGGACUGUGUACCCCAAAGCAUGAAAAGGAGCAGUACCACUGGAAACCGUGGGGGCGGUGUUGAACCGUAUUGCUCAGUUCGUCCGUAAAAGGAACAACAAAAAGACAACAAAAUAACAACAAAUGUCAACCCAGGGAGAGGAAUUACCCCUCCACAUGCUGAGAAGUAUCUAAAGACCACCACUCUCUGCGCUGCCUCUGUUUGGACUCCUUUCUGAGCAGGAGCGUGAUCACGAACUACCCCACCGUCGCCAUGUUUGUUAUUGUUUGAGAAACUGAUGUUGACCGGGCAAUGAACUUUGAUAAUGAAGGCUGCCAUCUAGUGGGUCUAUCGCUUAACGACCAUGCCAAACAUGACAUGACGAGAGUCAUCGAGAUAUGUAGGCUAACCCACACAUGUAUUGUAAAGAGUUAGUAGAGAUACCAAGUAAUAGAAGUUAAAAAGACCCCCCUCCCAAAAAGGUCACAUUUCACACUGUGUUUGUAUUUGCUGCUAGAGUGGAUACGUGUGUAAAUAAUAGUAUUUACCGAAUACUAGAGUGGGUUGAACUGUUGACUGGCAUCAACCCCUUGCCUUAACAGUGUUCAUCUUUGUUCCUGUUUUAGACCUUGCUUAUCUGUUUUUAUUUAUUUUUAUUAUUUAUACACACAUAGCACUGAUAUUGAAAUAAAUUUUCCGGUUACGAGGUGAUGGAAUGAAGUUCAUCUUGAUGGCCAGUGUGUACUGACAAAAUGGCUGCUCAUCAUUACCCAGCUGGUGUGUAAUGAGCAGCUAGGAGCUAACACUGGUUGGGAGUUUUCCGCCCAGAAGAACAGACAACAUUGUUAUGUUUACGUUUUAAAAAUUAAACCUAAGAGAAAACAAAAUUAAAAAUGCAGAGGACAUAUAUUUAUUAUAUUUUUUUUUAAUGUAUUUUUUCCUGCCCUGACUUUUCUAGUUAUCGAUUCUCAAAUCCUUAAAAAGGAAAAUCACAUUUAAAAAAUUAACUACAGCAUUUCUUUGAAAUAGAGGGACACCAAAUACAAGCUGCACCCUCACGGUGUUGUUUUUUUUUAAAUAUUAUAUUAUACGUAUAUUUUUUGGCGAGUGGCAAGACGUGAUAAACUGAGGAACUUACUUUGAAAAACAGGUGCUCCUUUACUAGGAAAUAUAUGGCUUGACGUUUCCAUUGACCAUAUGCAGAUUCAUACUGUCUGCUCUGCACACACAACUGUUCUCUGAUGGGGUCUAAGCUGCAGCUUGACAGUGAUUUCGAAGCACUUCUAAAAUGCCCAUUCGCACUGAUACACUGUACAGUUCAUAUAAUGUGAUUUCACUCAUGCUAACUGUGUUUUGUUUUUUGUUUUUGUACGUGUAUAUUUGUGUCAGUGUAAAUUAAUGGAGUUAAAAUAGACAAAACUCUGCGGUUAUUGAACCGACUCUGAUGUGACAUGUGAUAUUCAAAUUGUUCAAACUGUACAUACAUAUGUGUGUUUAAUUAAGUGUAAAUGUGCCUGAAAUGCAGCUGCAGUGAUUGUUUCGUGACUACCAUCGUCUGUCAUAUUCAAUGUCUCGUUGUUUCUGCAGGGACUUCUCAGGUGUGAGGGGUUUCGGUUUCAUCACUUGUUUUAUUGAGGAAGAAACAGCAGUGAGCUUCUGUACAGUUUAGUCUUCGCUUUUAAACAGUGUUGUUACAUGAAAACUGUGCGUUUCCAGUGUUGUUAAAAUCCGUUAGAAAAAGGAUAAAAGAUACGCUGCUUUAUCAACGUCUUACAGUGUGGUGCAGUCUAUAUUGUACGCCGCCUGUAAAGGGACACGGGGGGGAACCUGUACGGUGAGCACCAGAAACAGUUACUUAUUU
Molecule: messenger RNA, 4481 nt
Organism: Cynoglossus semilaevis (tongue sole)
Lineage: Eukaryota; Metazoa; Chordata; Actinopteri; Pleuronectiformes; Cynoglossidae
Gene: tacr2
Product: tachykinin receptor 2
Exons: 7
Coding region: 655-2037 (460 amino acids)
Biological process (GO): G protein-coupled receptor signaling pathway; positive regulation of flagellated sperm motility
Cellular component (GO): plasma membrane; sperm midpiece
Molecular function (GO): substance K receptor activity
Source: RefSeq, a predicted model, not a curated record